CCUCCUAGCGCCCCCUCCCCCGCGCGGGGUAGAAGGUCCCCUGCCCUUACUUAUUAUGCUGGUCUCCAAGGCUGGUUCACGAAUCUUCCAACCCGUCCCCUCCCCCACCCUCCCCUUCCCUCCGUCUCGCCCUUUCCCCCCUUCCCAGCAGCCGCCGGACGCAGGCGAGGCCGACAGACCUACAGCCGCUACCAGACCCUGGAGCUGGAGAAGGAGUUCCUAUUUAAUCCCUAUCUGACUCGCAAGCGGCGGAUCGAGGUGUCGCACGCGCUGGGACUGACAGAGAGACAGGUCAAAAUCUGGUUCCAGAACCGGAGGAUGAAGUGGAAAAAGGAAAACAACAAAGACAAGUUCCCCAGCAGCAAAUGCGAGCAGGAGGAGCUGGAGAAGCAGAAGCUGGAGCGGGCCCCGGAGGCGGCGGAGGAGGGCGACGCGCAGAAGGCCGACAAGAAGUAG
Messenger RNA from Myotis brandtii (Brandt's bat), 456 nucleotides. RefSeq names its product homeobox B8 (gene HOXB8). The record is from RefSeq and is a predicted model, not a curated record. Gene Ontology annotation, molecular function: RNA polymerase II transcription regulatory region sequence-specific DNA binding; DNA-binding transcription factor activity, RNA polymerase II-specific. Gene Ontology annotation, biological process: regulation of transcription by RNA polymerase II. The transcript has a single exon. Lineage: Eukaryota; Metazoa; Chordata; Mammalia; Chiroptera; Vespertilionidae. The annotation marks the transcript as partial. Gene Ontology annotation, cellular component: nucleus.